GCCGCGCCACUCUGUCAGGUGUGUGGGGCCGCGGUGUGUCAAGUCCUCCGGCCGCCCUGUACCCGCUCGCUCCCGCUCGCCCGCCUGCGGCUCCAGCGCCCUCACCUCGGCCUCCCUCGUCCGCCCGCCCGGCUCUCGCAGCCUCCGCGAGCCACCCCGGACCUUGUGCCCUCGAGCUCUCCCGGCGCCCGCCCGACGGGGCUGCCUCCGGCCAUGGUACCGGCCCAGGAGGAGCCCGUGGCCGCCGCCACACAGGGGACAAGCGAGGCACAGCCACCGGGGCCCGCGCCCUCGGAGGACGCUCCGCUGCCCGGCCAGGGACCCUCGGACGGCCCCGACGUGUCUUCAGAGAAGGUGGAGGUGGAGCUGACGAGGUCAACGGGCGACGAGCCCCCCGUUCCCCCCGAGGGAGGCUGGGGCUGGCUGGUGAUGCUGGCGGCCAUGUGGUGCAACGGGUCGGUGUUCGGCAUCCAGAACGCCUAUGGGGUGCUCUUCGUGUCCAUGCAGGACACCUUCGGGGGCAAGGACAGUGACAACAUGGCCUUCAAGACAGCGUGGGUAGGCUCGCUGUCCAUGGGCAUGAUCUUCUUCUGCUGCCCCAUAGUCAGUGUCUUCACAGACAUGUUCGGCUGCCGGAAAACAGCCGUCGUGGGUGCUGCCGUGGGAUUCAUCGGCCUCAUGUCCAGUUCUUUCGUAAGUUCCAUCGAGCCUCUGUAUCUUACCUAUGGAAUCAUAUUUGCCUGCGGCUGCUCCUUUGCAUACCAGCCUUCACUGGUUAUCUUGGGACACUACUUCAAGAAGCGCCUCGGACUAGUUAAUGGCAUCGUCACGGCCGGCAGCAGUGUCUUCACAAUUUUACUCCCUUUGCUUUUAGGGAACCUGACCAACAGCGUGGGCCUCUUUUACACUCUGAGAGUCCUCUGCAUCUUCAUGUUUGUGCUCUUCCUGGCUGGCUUUACUUACCGACCUCUUGUUCCCAGCACCAAAGAGAAAGAGAGUGAGGGCAGCAGGCUCUCCUUCUUUUCCCGGAGAAAGUUUAGUCCUCCAAAGAAAUUUUUCAAUUUUGCCAUCUUCAAGGUGACAGCUUAUGCAGUGUGGGCCGCCGGAAUUCCACUUGCGCUCUUUGGAUACUUUGUGCCUUAUGUCCACUUGAUGAACCAUGUAAAGGAAAGAUUCCAGGACGAGAAGAACAAGGAAGUGCUUUUCAUGUGCAUUGGCAUCACUUCUGGAGUUGGACGCCUUCUCUUUGGCCGCAUUGCAGACUAUGUGCCCGGACUGAAGAAGGUUUACCUGCAGGUGCUCUCCUUUUUCUUCAUUGGCUUCAUGUCCAUGAUGAUUCCGCUGUGCAGCGUCUUUGGGGCCCUCAUUGCUGUCUGCCUUGUCAUGGGCCUCUUCGAUGGAUGUUUCAUUUCUAUCAUGGCUCCCAUUGCCUUUGAACUAGUCGGUCCUCAGGAUGCUUCCCAAGCCAUUGGAUUUCUUCUGGGAUUCAUGUCUAUACCCAUGACUGUGGGUCCUCCAGUUGCAGGGUUACUUCAUGACAAGCUGGGCUCCUAUAAUGUGGCCUUUUAUCUUGCUGGAAUCCCUCCCUUUGUUGGAGGCAUUGUGCUCUGUUUAAUCCCGUGGAUCCAUAGUAAGAAGCAGAGAGAGAUGAGUAGAAGCCCUGGAGGGGAGAAGAUGGAGAAGAUGCUGGAGAACCAGAACUCUCUGCUGUCAAGCUCCUCCAGGAUCUUCAAAAAACAAUCAGACUCUAUUAUUUAAUGCCAGACAUACCUCCACCUGACUGGAUUUGCUUUUGAAGUUUCCCUUUUAUAUGAAUUGCAAAUUUCUUAUUUUUUUAAUCAUCCUUGGAAUAGCACAAAUGGGAAAUGGAGCCUUUAUCUCCAUGGGAGCCAUUUUCUCUCCCCAAACAGCUUUGGUACUCCCAGGAACUGGGAAGAGACUGUUACAGCAUCGUAUCUGGAAGCUGAACUCAAAGCUGUCUUAGUGGCAGGCAGCCGUGAAGCCAUGGAUGCUGUGUAGCCGGCCCAGACACACACAGUGGACUUAGAGCUACGCGAAAGGGUAGCAGUUUGGUUCAUACCGGAAGUAUUUUGUUGGUUGCUUCUUUUGGUGUUUUUAGUUCCAGUGUUUUAGUUUCUUCUGCAUUUUGUAACUUUUUGCAAAAUUCAAGCCUGGAUCCUAGAUAAAAACCUAAACCUCAAGUCUGUUGAAUGGCCUAAGCUAUGAAAGUGGGUGAUUCUGACGUGCUCCGGUGUCAUGGGACACCCAGGAUGUCUGAGAUGAUGGGGCCUCUCAUAGGCAGCCCUCGGGCGUUUCUUCUGCUCGCCUUUGUUACCCUUGGUCUGUAGUGUGUUUUACUCCAGUAGCCAGAAACACACCAAAUUUCUGAUUUUGUGUAGACAAUAAAGUAAAUAGAAUGUAUAAAAGCUUUCCUGGUAAUUUUAACAGGGUUUUUCUGACUUCUGGAUUCAUUGGUACUGUAUUGUGAGUGUUUUAAUGAGCAUGCUAUCAGUUGGUGUAAUGGGCACCGAUUGGAGGUAGGAUAGACUGUUUCACACAUUAGAAAAAUAUCUGAUAGAAAUCAUUGCUUAAAUCGACUUACGGAAUUAUGGUUCUAAAAGGUUAAAUAUACUUAUGAGAAGAAAUAAUUCCUAAAAUUUCAAAAUAAUUUUAGCAAAAAUGUGCAUUUGUGUGUACAGUCGUGUGCCAGUGACAGGGAUACUGAGAAGCCUGAUGGCCGGUGCUUUCCUUGUCUCGCCGUCAGAGUGGAUGUGCACAGAGUUGAUGUGCACAGACUGAGGAGAUGCCAUGGUAACCAGCCGAUAGGAUUUGUUAGCACAGUAUUAUGUAUGUACCUCUUUUGACUAAACAAUCAGUGUGGUAUUUAUCUGCCAUGUGCUCCGUAUUAAUUCCCACCAUCCCCUAUUUAUGUCCAGACUGUAGAAACCAAGGUAUUAGCUUUGAGGACCUAAAAUUAAACCAAAGUCAGGCCAUGGCCCAUGACUCAUUUAUAAAAACAGGAAUACAUUCCUAUGUCUUUGAAAUUAUAUUUUAGACCUUUAAAGAUUAAAAUGCAAAGUGUAUUUAAAUCAUUAGCCUAGAUGAAUAUUAAAUCAUAGUUGAAUGUAGCUUGCUUGUUCAUGUGAAAUGUAUUAUCUUUCCCUAAGCACUUCCAGGAUCCUUCCAAGGUGAUCUGGAAGGUGAGAAAUAACCUUACUAUCUCACUACCUGGCUCUCUCCCUUCUGCCAUUUCCUCUCUCUCUCUAGCUGGGGGUGGGGCUACCUGGAGAGAGCGCAGACUUGUGCUUGGUGGGGGAGGUAGAGGGCAGAGGAAGUGAGACUGCCUCAGGAAACCUGGGAGACUUUUCCUCUUCAUAGCAGGCUUUCGCACCUGCCACCGUGGAAGUAACAGCCUACAUGCUAAGUGUACAAUUUCUUUUAAGGGGGUUUGAAUAACGGUAAUUUAUUUAUUAUUUAUUUAUCAUGACAUGGAGUCUAAGUAGAUCAGAUUGGCCUUCAGCUCUCUCCUGUUGCUUCAGACUUGUGUAGGAAUCGCUGGGGUGUGCUGGCAUGUGUGGCAGUAAUUUUGAUUUUGAAGGUAUAAGCUUACAAGACUGUAUAGAUGCAGCUGUUUUCAUUUUAAGGCAAGGUCUCACUAAGGAGCCUAAGCUGGCCUGGAGCUCACUAUGUAGCCCAGACUGGCUCAAACUCACAGAGCUCUUUUAGGUUUUUGGAAGCAGUCUUGAUAUGUGGUCCAGAAGGAACUGGAACUUGAGGUCCUCCUGCUUCAGCUUGCUAAAUGGAGGAAUCACAGGUGUGUGCUCCCGUGCCCAGCGUCAGCUUACUACUGCACCCUUUGUUUUUCUGUUUUAAAUUGAAGGGUCUUUGGCAAUUUUUUUGCAAAAGGUUCUCUUUCAGGAGGUAUGUAUGUUCACGCAUAAACACACACACUGGUUUUUCCAGACAAAGGUUUCUUUGUGUAGCCUUUGCUGUCCUGGAACUCCCUCUGUAGAGCAGGCUGGCCUGAAUCUCCUAGAGAUCUGCCUGUCUCCGCCUCCCAAGUGCUGGGAUUACAGGCAUGCCGGGAUUACACUCCCUGGCUCAGGAGGAAAAUAUCUUAACCAUAUUGUCCUUUCUUUCUUGUUUUAGAGAAGGUUUUACCAUGUAACCCUGGCUGGCCUAGAACUCAGAGAGAUCAUCUGCCUCUGGCUCCCCUGCUGGGUUUAGUGCUGUGCACUAUAACUCCUGUCUUCUGUCUCCUUGAGUGUUGAGUUCAGGCACACGGGGUUAACACAUGGGAGAGAGGUGCUUUUCCAAGUAGCACAGGGAACAUGACAUGAAUUUGUCCUGCUGGAGGUUUACAAAUACUUUCACCAAGUCUAACAGUAGCAUAGGUAUACAAGCCAGAAGUUCCCAACCUAAUUUCUGUUUCUCAAUAAAUCUAACUAUAGGUAUCUUUCAGUUUCAGUGAGUUCUGGAGGGAGAAUGCCUUGUAGUCAUGAAUUAGCUUGUAUGUAAUAAGGACUCUCAGCACAAAAUAAUGUUGAGAAGCCAUGUUAGAGCUGGGAAGCCACCAGGAGCCUGGGAAUGGCAAUUGUUCUAAAGUACGUAAUGUUUUCAGCAUAUAAGUAACUACAGACAACUUGUUAAAUUACUUUUAAAGAUUUAUUUUAUAUAUGUAUGUGUUUGUACAGGUAGCCACAGAGGCCAGAAUGGGGCAUCCUAUCCCUUGGAGCUAGAGCUCGGGUAUUGUGAGGAGCUGGGAUCUGAACUCCAGUCCUCUGGUGGAGUAGUGAAUGCUCCCCCACCUCCAAAAAAACAAGAGAGUUACAGGAGAUUGUGAGCCAAUCUGUGGGUGCUGGGAACAGAACUCAAGUCCUUUUCAAGAGCACCAAGUGCUCUUAACUGUUGAGCCACCUCUCCAGACCCAAUAUAUAUAUUUACAUAUAUAUAUAUAUUAAAAAACUGUAAGACAAUGGAAAAUGUGUUCAACCAACAAAACCAUACAUGUAUUUUAUACAUACAUUUGAGGAAUUUUACAUAUGAAGAUAUUACUGAGUUCAAAUACAUGGCAGGAUCCGGUUUUUGUUAACACUCAAUGAUUUAAGUUUUAUUUACAAGAAAUUGACCACCAAAUUAAGCCUUUGUAAUGAACAUAGCCUCCUAAGAGAAUAACUUUAAAGAAAAGCCUCUCAUUAGUGUUUCUAGCACAGAGUGAGUGUGUAAAACACUCAUGGAUUGGGGAUAUCUCACUGUGGUAGGGCGCUUGCCCUGCGUGCCCAAAGCCCCAGACUCAUGACAAGAUGUCAAAAAGAAAAGAAAAAAAGGAUAUGUAUCUUAUAAUUGGAUUUGAUUAAGGAGAUAUUUUGAACAUUUAAGCUAUUUAACUUUUUCAGCCUAAAGUCAAUUUUUUAAGUCAUUGGUCUUAAAAUUUGAAUAUUGAGUUACUUACUGAGUAUUUUUGUAAUCUGAAAAAAUUCUCAUUGAAAGUAUCCUUGUUUGGGGACUGGAGAGAUGGCUCAGCAACUAAGAACACUUGACUGCUCUUCAAAAGUACCCGGGUUCAUUUCUUGGGACCCACAUGGCAGCUCACAACUGUCUGUAACUCCAGUUCCAGGGGAUCUGACACCCUCACACAGGUAUACAUAUAGGCAAAAUACCAAUAUACUUUAAAUAAAAAUAAAUAAUUUAAAGAAAGAAAAAAUGAUAGUUCACUUUUUUAAAAGUAUUUACUUAUUUAUUAUUUACACAACGUUUUCUCUGUAUAUUUGUCUGCAUGUCAGAAGAGGGCACCAGAUCUCAUUACAGAUGGUUGUGAGCCACCAUGUGGUUGCUGGGAAUCGAACUCAGGACCUCUGGAAGAGCAGCCAGUUCUCCUAACCUCUGAGCUGUCUCUCCAGUCCCUGACAGACUAAAACUGCACCUGGGCCAAUGUCCACAAACCUCAGUUCCAUGCUUGUGAUCAACAGUGUUGGGCUCCUGCCUGGUGCUCCUAGCACUAUGCUUAUGACAGUGUCAGACUCACCAAAAAUGUCACCAAGAGGUACCUGGAGGCCCCAGUCCAUGAGCUUCUGUAAGAAGGAUUCAGACAACCACGGUCAUGGGGGUUAGUGUAGUCCCGCUUUCCUUCACAGACUUUGCCUCAACUGUUUCAUAAGAAUGAGCAAACCUCACUGCCAAUGUUGUCUUGUUAGCUAGAAAGACCAUGCGGUCCCAGCUGGGUCUGCUGGGUUCCCUGUUAAUUAUCGUGAGUUACGUGUGCAAGGAGGGCCUUACUGACCAUAUUCCAGAGUUCCUCCCACAGCAGCUUCUGAUGUAGCGAUUAAUUAGGGGAGCCAAAGACCCGACAGUUAUAAAGGUACCGUGUCGCGAGAAAUAGCGCUGCAUCCUGUCCUUCUCCCGUCAGGUUAUCUCAGCUUGAAAGUUAGAGCUACAACAGACUGAACUUAGCAGUAUUGAGAAAAAGACUGUCUGUUUUAAGUAUCUCUUGGCAUCUUCUUACUAUUUCUACUUAUAUUUUAUCUUAAUGUUUAUCUGAAAAAAUUAUUUUAUAUAGUUUGAAAGUUCAAACACUUAGCAAAACCAAAUAUUCCAAACGUUCCUAGCGCUCCAUGUGAGCACGCCUCUCCCGCCCUCUCUCCUCCUCUCUCCGCUCCCCUUUCACUCUCAGCCACCCCCUCCCGUCUCCCCUCCUCUCCUACAUGGGGUGCCAACCUUCCCAUAGAUGUGUAAAUAUAGCUAACUGUGUGAAAGUGCCAUGCUUGGACUGACCAGCAUGGAUAUUUUCCUAGUUUUGAGAAAUUCUGCUUCUUUUAAAGUAAUAUACUUUAUAAUUGAUUUUUUUAAAAAUGUGAUUUAUAUAUUUCAUAUACAGACAAUCAAAACCUUUUUAAUGAAGAGUGAUUUGUAAUUUGGAGAAUACAGUCAUUUUACUAUGGGGAAAUGUGAUUCUCUCAGUAAAUGCAAUAAAAGUUUUAGCAAAUUCCUGUAA
Alexandromys fortis (reed vole) is the source of this 6991-nucleotide messenger RNA. It is a transcript of the gene Slc16a10, whose product is annotated as solute carrier family 16 member 10. The transcript is spliced from 6 exons. NCBI's taxonomy places the organism in Eukaryota, Metazoa, Chordata, Mammalia, Rodentia, Cricetidae. The coding region runs from base 214 to 1758 and encodes 514 amino acids. Gene Ontology annotation, molecular function: monocarboxylic acid transmembrane transporter activity. Gene Ontology annotation, cellular component: membrane. The record is from RefSeq and is a predicted model, not a curated record. Gene Ontology annotation, biological process: transmembrane transport.